ACGGUGUGGCGCAUGAACACCGGCGACUUUUUUUUUCCCAGAUAAAUCCUAAAAUCACCCGAGUGUAAUUCUCUCUGAAAACCCUAAUCCCUCUUGGUCUCACUCUUCCUCGACGGUGGAGAAGAAGGAGAAGAAAGCGAGUGAUUCAACAAUCUCCCUUCCUUCGCCAACUGUAGAACGCUUUAGUUCCAAGGAGCAUCUCAACACCUCACAGACCAAACCCCAUAUCUCCACACAAAUGGCACUGGUUGUGAUUUGUGGGCAACCCUGCAGUGGGAAGUCAACUGCUGCAGUCUGCCUAGAUGGAGCUCUAAAAGACUCGGAAUCCAAACUGACAGUCAGGGUAAUUGAUGAAGCCUCCUUUCAUCUUGAUCGCAAUCAAUGCUACGCUAAUAUGACUGAAGAAAAAAUGUUGAGAGGAGUGCUCAGAUCUGAAGUUGAUAGAUCUGUGUCAAAAGACAGUAUUAUCAUAGUGGAUUCCUUGAACAGCAUCAAGGGUUACAGAUAUGAGCUGUGGUGUUUGGCUCGUGCUGCAGGUAUAAGAUAUUGCGUGCUGUUUUGUGAUGUAGAGGAAUCCCAUUGUAGAACAUGGAAUGAACAACGCAGCAAGAAUGGAGAAGUUUCAUAUGAUGAUAAAAUAUUUGAAGAUUUGGUAAGAAGGUUUGAGAAACCAGAUAGAAGAAACCGAUGGGAUUCCCCCUUGUUUGAACUAUGGCCAUUUAGAGAUGGGAUAGAGAAAUCCUCUGCUGCCAUUUUAGAUGCUGUUUCAUACUUGACAAAAAAAGCCGACUCGAAAACACGAGACAUCAAAAUUCUGCAGCCUACAAUAGCAACACAAAGUGCCCGGUUCUCAGAGGCCAAUUCGCUCUAUGAGAUGGACAGGGCGACACAGGAGAUCAUCAAUGCUAUUGUGGAAGCACAAUCCCAGGCGAGUGGAGGGCCUGUAAAUGGCAUCUCUCUGGGCCAGGGAUUAGCACCUAUCAAUAUCUCAAAAUCAGUUGGACUGCCAGAGCUACGAAGGCUGCGACGAACAUUCAUAAAACUGACUGGACAGUCGAGCUUAAGCGGGCCACCCCCACCAUCUGAUUCAGACAGUGCAAAGAGAAUGUUUGUGGAUUACUUGAACAGAGAAUUAGGAAGUGCUUAACAGGAGGGAGUGAUUGAUAUUUUGCUUGGAUCCUCAGGUAAUUUGUUUGAUCUGGUGGUGUCCAUCUCUUCAGCAGCAAACAUUCUAAUGUCUUUUGUAUGAAAGAUGUAUGAUUUCUGUACUAAUGAAUUAACCUUUUUGUAAAAGUUGCUAUUUAUGUUGGUCAAUAUCCUACCAUACAAAGUUGGGCAACUUAGCUUACCUUUUUUUUUUUCUGAGUAAGAAAUAUAUAUAUAUUUUUUUCUCCUC
This is a messenger RNA of Vitis riparia (riverbank grape), 1396 nucleotides long. RefSeq names its product protein KTI12 homolog. Lineage: Eukaryota; Viridiplantae; Streptophyta; Magnoliopsida; Vitales; Vitaceae. The transcript is spliced from 3 exons. The record is from RefSeq and is a predicted model, not a curated record. Bases 239 to 1147 code for a protein of 302 amino acids.